UUGGCUCAAGUUUCAGCUUGGAAGACAUAUAAUGAACUUGGUUUUAGUUUAUGCAUACCAAUUAGUACUCUCAUGUUACACUCACAGGUUUCCUUCAAGAUCCUGCAACGGUUUCCAUUACAAUCAUUAUUCAAACAUGGGUCGAAGUUUUUACACUCACUCAAACAUGAACACCAGGUGUUCGAUCAUAUUCCUCUCCCAAAAGUUGCAUCGAUUAAGCGUUCCAUGCUUACCCUUUUGCACAACAACCUUCCCUUUCAUGCCCUAUUUGUAUUCAAGACCCAGUUCCAGCUGUGUUCGCUCGACUGUGUUGAUGAGGUCGGUGUUGCCUUGGCUCUCAAGGCUUGUCAAGGAGAGCUGAAACUUGGGUGCCAACUCCAUGGUUUUGCAGUGUCCAGCGGGUUCAUUUCGUUGGUCACCGUGUCAAAUUCGCUGAUGAAGAUGUACUGCAAGUCAGGGAAUUUUCGGAAGGCCUUGCGUGUGUUUGAGAAUUUGAGUUGCCCUGACAUUGUUUCUUGGAACACUGUGCUUUCAGGGUUCGAGGAAAACAUGGAUGCUUUGAGUUUUGCUUGUUCUAUGCAUUCAAAUGGGAUCGUGUUUGAUCCUGUGACAUACACCACUGCUCUUGCCUUUUGUUGGGGUGAUCAUGGGUUUUGUUUUGGGAGCCAAUUGCAUUCUCUUGUUGCAAAAUUUGGAUUCAAUUGUGAAGUUUUCGUAGGGAAUGCUCUGAUAACCAUGUAUUCAAGGUCAGGGAGUUUAGCUGAGGCUAGGAGGGUGUUUGAUGAGAUGCCCCGGAAGGAUUUGGUUUCAUGGAGUGCAAUGCUUUCGGGUUAUGCUCAAGAGGGGGAAUGUUAUGGGCUGGAAGCAGUUUCACUGUUUGUUAGCAUGGUUAGGCAAGGGAUGUCCCUUGACCAUGUCUCGUUUACAGGUGCAGUUUCAGCUUGUGGUUAUAUGAAAAACUUAGAGCUAGGGAGGCAGAUACAUGGUUUGACACUUAAAGUGGGGUAUGGAACACAUGUUUCGGUUUGCAAUGUGUUGAUCUCGACUUAUUUGAAGUGUGAGGUCGGCAGAGAUGCAAAACUGGUUUUUCAGCUGAUGAAUAAUCGGAAUGUAGUCUCUUGGACGACAAUGAUUUCAAUUGAAGAAGAAGAUGCAGUGUCUCUUUUCAAUGAGAUGAGAAAAGACGGUGUAUAUCCAAAUGAUAUUACAUUUAUAGGACUAUUACAUUCUAUUACACUCAAUAAUCUGGUGGUGGAAGGUGAAAUGAUUCAUGGAUUAUGCAUCAAAAGCAGCUUCUUGUCGGAACCAAAUGUCUCCAAUAGCCUUAUUACCAUGUAUGCCAAGUUUGAAUCUGUUCAAGAAUCGAAGAAAAUUUUUGAGGAGGUUAACCAUAGAGAGAUAAUAGCAUGGAAUUCAUUAAUUUCAGGGUAUGCUCAGAAUAGCUUAUUCAAAGAUGCUUUCCUUACAUUUUUGGCUGCAGUGAAUGAGGUAAAACCAAACCAAUACACUUUUGGCAGUGUCUUAAAUGCUAUUGCUGCUGCUGAGGAUAUAUCUUUGAAACAUGGGCAACGAUGCCAUUCGGAAUUGAUCAAACGUGGGUUAGACACUGAUCCGAUUGUUUCAGGUUCUCUGCUUGACAUGUAUGGCAAGCGUGGGAGCAUAGCCGAGUCUCAAAGAGUAUUUGACGAGACACCUAGAAAAAGUGAGUUUGCUUGGACUGCAAUAGUAUCAGCCUAUGCUCGACAUGGGGACUAUGAGUCAGUGAUGAGUUUGUUUAAGGAGAUGGAGAGUGAAGGAACCACUCCUGACUCCAUCACUUUCCUUUCCGUUUUAGCUGCAUGUUGUAGAAAAGGCAUGGUUGAUGUAGGCCAUAGAGUCUUUGACUCCAUGGUGAAAGAACAUUCAAUUGAACCAACUCCAGAACAUUAUUCUAUCAUGGUGGACAUGUUAGGUCGCGCAGGACUGCUAAAUGAGGCAGCAGAGUUGAUGCACCAGAUUCCAGGAGGACCUAGAUUGUCAGUGUUGCAAAGCUUGCUUGGUUCUUGUAGAAUACAUGGGAAUAUAGAGAUGGCUGAGAGGGUUAUUGAUAGGUUGGUUGAAAUGGAUCCUGCGAGUUCAGGUUCAUAUGUAUUAAUGGCGAACUUAUACGCUGAGAAAGGGAAAUGGGAGAAAGUAGCUGAAGUGAGGAAACUUAUGAGACAGAGGGGAGUGAAGAAGGAAGUUGGGUUUAGUUGGGUGGACGUUGGUGGUAUUAAUUCCUUGUAUUUGCAUGGUUUCUCUUCCGGGGAUAAGUCGCACCCGGAAUCUGAGGAUAUUUGUAACAUGGCAGAGUUUAUUGGAUUGCAAAUGAAAGUUUUGAAAGGGAGCAAAGCAAGGGAAGGAGACUGGCAUCAGGAAUAGCAUUUGUGAUGUAUUUUGCAAUUGAUAUUUAACCUAAUCAUGUUCACUCUAAAGAAUUCGAAUCUUGUAUUUUUCUCUUUUACCUUAACAUAAAUAGGGAUUAGACAGCAAUUCUAUACAUACUGACU
Messenger RNA from Arachis duranensis, 2528 nucleotides. RefSeq names its product pentatricopeptide repeat-containing protein At4g32430, mitochondrial. Lineage: Eukaryota; Viridiplantae; Streptophyta; Magnoliopsida; Fabales; Fabaceae. Gene Ontology annotation, biological process: RNA modification. The coding region runs from base 73 to 2400 and encodes 775 amino acids. The record is from RefSeq and is a predicted model, not a curated record. The transcript has a single exon. Gene Ontology annotation, molecular function: protein binding; RNA binding.